Aureobasidium pullulans EXF-150 is the source of this 918-nucleotide messenger RNA. Its product is annotated as mRNA triphosphatase CET1. The transcript has a single exon. Gene Ontology annotation, molecular function: polynucleotide 5'-phosphatase activity. Gene Ontology annotation, biological process: polynucleotide 5' dephosphorylation; 7-methylguanosine mRNA capping. NCBI's taxonomy places the organism in Eukaryota, Fungi, Ascomycota, Dothideomycetes, Dothideales, Saccotheciaceae. The record is from RefSeq and is a predicted model, not a curated record. The coding region runs from base 1 to 918 and encodes 305 amino acids. Gene Ontology annotation, cellular component: mRNA capping enzyme complex.
AUGCAUCCUUAUCUAGGGCCGUGGGAAUCUUGUAUCAGAGGCAAUAUACACCAACCUGAUGCAUUCUUGACACAGAUCGAGAAAUAUCUCUUCGACGAAAUGCUCAUUAGGCCUGAUGUUGGCGUAGGAGAUGCCACUAGCGGCGCAUUGGAGAUUGAAGCAAAGCUGGGCACUCUUAUCGACAGAAAUACCGAACAACGUGUCCAACUACCUGUCCUCACUCCGGUAGUACUCGAUCGUAAUAUGUCCACUAGACUACGAUUCGAGAGUAUGAUGACCGAGUUCCAGCACAAGCGCUUGAACGAGUAUUUGAACCAAGCAGUUCAGGAGUCCGCAUCGACAGCCGGGCGGCAAAGGCUCGAUUACAAGCACCGAUACGAGGUGGAUUCGUUUGCACAACUCAGUGCAAGCGGAUUCAAUGCCCUGCCCCCAGCGGCCGCGAAUUAUAUUGAUCACACACGACAGCGUAACACGCGGCUCCGCACGACCAUUGAUGAACGGGCGCCGGCUGGCACGAAUCCCGUCAUUGCGCGCAUAGUCAAGAUUCGACUCGCCGAUCUCGACAUCUACGUCCCUGCUUCACCAUUCGACUGCCGUAUCAGCAUUAACAUCGAAGUGGACAUGCUCAACAGACCUGACUUUGAUGCAAGCUGGGUCAUGCAGGGCGGAGAUGUGGACGGCGGCGAGCGCAAGAAAGAUAGACUCAGCUACAAGCACUUGGCGUACAGUGUCGACUUGACUCAGGUCAAGGAUGCGGACGGGAAAAAGAGACACGAGCUUGAGAUUGAGGUCGAUGCCGUCAAGCUGCGUGAACAGGCCGAAAGGCAGUCUACGGGUCAGCCCAACGGAUUCAGCGAUAUGGUUCAGGGGUUGAUCAACAAUGUCUUUACGAUCAUGAAGGUGUUGCCGAAGAACUAG